UCACGAUCUACAGAGAUAGUGUUUUUGACUGUUCUACCGGACAUCAUGUCAUUUACUUCAUCCGAGAGUCAAAAUGUCCCUGACGACCCUCACAGGCCCAGAAGCGACACAUUCUCCGCUGAGUUGGAACUUCGCAACAGCUUUGAAUCGGACUCCGAGGAGGCAUGCUUUGACAUCAUGCAUUGCAUAAAAAUGAGCUGCAGCCGCAUGUUCAUGCAGGACAGAGGAUGUAAUGACGGUUUGGGAUUGCUGAGCGUUGGCGGCAUCUCCUCUUGUGAAAGCCAAAUCGUCCGCAGUCCUCCGAUGUCCAGCGCAUCCCUCCAUACAUCCUGCAAUUCUCUAGAAGCAGCAGGGCCUUCAGAAAGCAUGGAUUUCUGUAGUGACCACGAAGUGUCUUCUAUCGAGUCUACAUCUCUAGGAGUGUCACCUGCAGACUCUGUGGACAGCAGUACAGAAAACCAUGUCAGUCUAAGGAAGAAAGUGAAGAACAGGAUCUGCUCACUCUUCAAGAGGACAUGGAAUGCUAUAAAGCGUCCUUCGUUCAGUUGUGAAACACUGACAGAGCCGUUCACGCCUCCGUCUAAUGACACAGAUCUAGACGGUGCAGAUUCAUCACGUCUUGCGGAUCCUAGGCUGGCUGAAUGGAGCUUUGACAGUGCCAACAACCCCUUUGAAGGAGGACGUGACAAUAGCCUGGAACUGUUAAGCAUUAGCAGUGACAUAUCCUCCACUGAGGAACGAAGUUGGUCUCGGCAGAGUGGCCCUGCUAGAGAAGAGUGCGCAUGUUCUGAUCGUGAGAACACGUACGCAAACAGAGUCUUCCCUGAGCCUGAAGGAGCCGAGUGGCCGAAGUGGCGCCUUCUGUGGAGAACAGCACAGGUAGUUUAUGUGGUUUUGAGUAUUGUAAAUCACAGUACUUUGCUGGAUAUCUGA
Puntigrus tetrazona (Sumatra barb) is the source of this 933-nucleotide messenger RNA. RefSeq lists its product as uncharacterized. The record is from RefSeq and is a predicted model, not a curated record. The transcript has 3 exons. Lineage: Eukaryota; Metazoa; Chordata; Actinopteri; Cypriniformes; Cyprinidae. The coding region runs from base 46 to 933 and encodes 295 amino acids.